AUGUCACCGGAAAAUGGUUCAAACUUGCUGGAAUCCGAUGCAGCCAACGUUAGUUUCAAGGAGACAGAGUUGACCUUAGGGAUGCCCGGUGAGUCUCGUGGGCUAACAUUAGUAGAGAAAGCAAGUGGCAAGCGUGGAUUUUUGGAGACUGUUGAUCUAAAUCUUGGAAGGUCGUCUAAUGUUGAUUAUGAUCGUAACAAAGAUUCCGGGGAGUCCGAAACUGAUGUGUCAAGCGUGGCCAAACCUCCGGCAGCAAAGUCACAAGUGGUGGGGUGGCCACCGGUGAGGGCGUAUAGAAAGAACGCAAUGAAGAGCUGUAAAUACGUAAAGGUGGCUGUAGAUGGAGCUCCAUAUCUGAGAAAGGUUGACCUUGAGAUGUACAACAGCUAUCAGCAGCUCUUGAAUGCCCUAGAGGACCUGUUCUCAUGCUUCAGCUUCACUAUACGCAAUUAUUUGACUGAGAGGAAAAUUACGGAUCAGGAAGUGAAUAAUAGCGGAGUAGAAUAUGUACCCACUUAUGAGGACAGGGACGGUGACUGGAUGAUGUUGGGGGAUGUACCAUGGAAAAUGUUUGUUGAAUCAUGCAAGCGAUUGCGGUUGAUGAAAAGCUCAGAGGCAACUGGAUUAGCUCCGAGGACAGCUUCAAAAUGCUCAAGCUCGAGUUGA
Dovyalis caffra is the source of this 666-nucleotide messenger RNA. The record is from the annotation of a GenBank genome assembly. NCBI's taxonomy places the organism in Eukaryota, Viridiplantae, Streptophyta, Magnoliopsida, Malpighiales, Salicaceae.